This is a messenger RNA of Rangifer tarandus platyrhynchus (Svalbard reindeer), 303 nucleotides long. NCBI's taxonomy places the organism in Eukaryota, Metazoa, Chordata, Mammalia, Artiodactyla, Cervidae. The record is from the annotation of a GenBank genome assembly.
AUGUGCGUCAGAGCUCUACAGAACUGCAGGGAGGGCUGUAAAUCAAAGGAAGGCAAAGAGAAGGCCCAGGGGGCAGGUCGUGGGGUGAGUAUGCUUAUCCCAGGGAGUGGGGUUUGCCCCCACUUCACUCUGAGAUUUUCAGCCUGGCGUGCUAAGCCCCCUGUCCCCGGAGUGGCCAUUCAUGCACUAAAUGGCCAUAACUGCCUCAUCAGCAGCUUGUCAGCUGUAAAUUCUAAUCCCGGGCCAGGUCUCUCUUCCCAGGACCAAAGUCAUAAAGAUGUUUGCCCUUGCACAGGUCUUUGA